This is a messenger RNA of Lutra lutra (Eurasian river otter), 1829 nucleotides long. RefSeq lists its product as uncharacterized. The record is from RefSeq and is a predicted model, not a curated record. Lineage: Eukaryota; Metazoa; Chordata; Mammalia; Carnivora; Mustelidae. The coding region runs from base 262 to 1827 and encodes 521 amino acids. The transcript has 2 exons.
UCAUCCCCAGUAGUGGUGGGACCUAAACAAUUUAUCGCAGGACCAAAACGACAUGUUCCGGAGUUGACCCCAGAGCCACAGUUCCAGGGAGUAAAGUCUAUGCCGCUGCAUCCAGAGCCACAAUUACAAGAUGUGGAAUAUGUUAAUUUAAUCCAACAGCCAGCUACUACUGGAAUGGUAGAAUCUGAGAAGCUGGUAUAAGAGCCAAUACUACAACGUAUAAUAUCAGAGGAAUUGACUAAGGGGGCACAGCUUCAGGGUAUGAAAUUUAUCCCAGGGCCACAUUUGCAAAGUGUCCGAUUUUCAAAUUUACCUCCAGGGCCAGGUCUGGGGGGUAUGAAACCAAUGGAGCUGACCCCAGACUCAAAACUUCAAGGUGUAAAAUCUGAGCUGUUGACCUCGGAGCUGAAAGAUGGGAAAUCUGUGGUCCUAACUACAGGGCAGGGUCUAAAAGGUACGGAAUCUACUUUGCUAACCCCUAGUCCACAGCUGGAAGCUGAGAAAUCUAUGGAGACAACCACAGUGCCAUGGAUAGACUAUGCCAAACCUGUGAAAAGCACCCAAGAUACCAAGCUUCAAGGUACAACUUCUCACUUGAUUCUGCAUGCAAGAAUUCAAGACUCCAAAGCUGUAGAGUUGGUCCAAAGAACCCAACUGCAAGAUGUGCAAACUGUGGAAUUGAAAUUUGAGCCCCAGAUGGAAGGUGAGAAAGCUGAGCCUUUUGCACCAGGGCCAUUGCUCCAAGGGUCUGAACUGCAAGGUGUGAAACCCAAGGAACUGACUUUAGAGCCACAAACCCAAGAUAGUAAACUUGUCGACAGUACCCCGUGUUUAAAGCAUCCAAGUUUACAAUCUGUAGAGGAAACUCCAGAUCCAAAGCCGCAAUGUGUAAAAUCUGUAAAGUUGACCCCAAGGCCAAACAAACAGGAAGUAAAAUCUGUGAAAGUGACCAGAAGAUCAAAGUUUCAAGGAGUAAAAACUGUGGAUUUAGCCCCAAGGCAACAGUUUCAAGAGACGGCACUCAUGAAUUUAACGUCUGGGCCAGAACAGGAUGGCACGCUAUCUGUAAUCUCACCAAAGCAGCAAUGUGUGAGUUCAGAGCAGUUGAAGAGAGGGGCUAAGUCGGACGAUGGGCUGUCUUUGGAGUUAACUCCAGAGCUAAAAUUUAAAGGUAAAAAAUUAGUAGACCUCAAUUUUGAGUUACAGUUUGAAAGUAUGAAAUCAGACUUGACUCCAGAAUCAAAUAUUCAAGGUUUAAAACCUAAAGAAUUCAAACCUGAACCACUUCAACCACAGUUGCAAAGCAUAAAGUCUCCUAAGUUGACCCCAGGGGCACCACUGCACCAGAUUAAAGGCUCAGAGUUAGCUUCAGAGCCACCGCUUUGUGUAAAAACCGUUGAGCUGAAACAAGAGCCACUGCUUGAAAGUAUGAGACGCAUUCAGUGGAUACCAGGACCUAAGUUCCAAGCUGUGAAAUCUGUAGAGUUCAAUCUCGGGUCACAGUCUCAAGGUGUUAAAUCUGUAGGGUUGAAAUCUUCGACACAGUUAAGAGAUGUGAAGUCAUCUGAAUUGACUCUCAGGUCCAAAACUCAAGGUGCGACAUAUACAGAGUUCAACCUUGGGCCACGGUUGCAGAACAUGAAAACCCCUGGGGUGCUCCCAGGAACACAGCUGCAAAAAGGGAAGGUUUUGGCAUCAACCUCAGAGCCACAGCUUCAAGAUGUCAAAACUACUGAGUUCAAAAAAGAGCCACAGCUGGAAAGAAUGAGGUGUAUCCAGUGGAUGCCAGGACCUGAUUUCCAAGGUGUGAAGUCUAUAGGGUUAUAGUC